Messenger RNA from Fonsecaea multimorphosa CBS 102226, 1107 nucleotides. RefSeq lists its product as uncharacterized. The coding region runs from base 1 to 1107 and encodes 368 amino acids. The record is from RefSeq and is a predicted model, not a curated record. The transcript has a single exon. Gene Ontology annotation, cellular component: anaphase-promoting complex. NCBI's taxonomy places the organism in Eukaryota, Fungi, Ascomycota, Eurotiomycetes, Chaetothyriales, Herpotrichiellaceae. Gene Ontology annotation, biological process: anaphase-promoting complex-dependent catabolic process; protein K11-linked ubiquitination.
AUGCCACGCGCUCCUCGAAGAGCAGCCCACCAGGCCCGGGACAAUGAGGUCUCAACGACGCCAACGCGCAACACCUUGACUGCCGAAAUCCCACCCUUUAUGCUCGAGACUCCUCCUCAUGCUCCUUUCCUCACUACUCCUUUGCCGCCGUCGAACAAUCCAGGCAAUUCCAUUGUCCCAGGAACCAAUGCCCCACGUCGUCAACACGCUCGGAAUGAACCAACACCGACUGCCCAUGGAAAUGGUCAUACCCAGAAUGAGGCCUCUGAAGAGACACAGGCGUCGCAGAAUGCUCUAGGCUCAACAGCUUCAGAAGGUGGCCACGCAGAUGAGCAGUCAUUACUUGAAUCUGUCCACCAUGAUAUUGAAGAUGCCAAACAUCUCAAGGGCUUGCGAGACAUCUCAUCGUUGGCAACCUGGACCUUGUCCUCCACAAAGCCCGGCUGUGGGCUGCCGCAACUGCGAAGCCCAAGUCCUACUCUAUUUUGGCAGAGUGACGGGCCGCAGCCUCACACUCUGACAUUACAUUUCUUCAAGCUUGUCGCCAUUGUCAAAAUGAGAAUUUAUCUGGACUUUGAGCUCGACGAGUCGUACACACCUACGAAAAUGAAGUUUUAUGCGGGUAUGUCAGAAGGCAGUCUGGUUGAGUUUGGCACGUGGGAAGUCAACGACACGAUCGAUCCGGAGACGGGUGAGGCGCACAGCAGUAUCGAGGGUUUACGGGGUUGGGUCGACAUCCCGCUGAAGGGUGUGGGCGGAAGGGAGCCACGCUACCAUGGAAACUCGGAUAUGGGAGCCAGCCAAGGGGAGCCCACUCUUUACCCUCUUCACUCAGACCUCCGGCAGCAAUCGGGAGGGGACGUGCUGAAGGCGAUGGUGGUACAGAUUCGUAUUUGUGAGAACCACCAAAAUGGCAAGGACACCCAUGUUCGGGGAUUUCAGGUAUUUGGUCGAGACUACAGCCACCACGCAGAGGUGAAGAGCCACGUGAGGAAGGGCAAAGGGAGUAAACAGAAACAGACGCUGGAGGGUGAUGACGAUGCCGACGCCGACAGGGUUGUUGGGCUUCAAACGGCGGACUGGAUGGGCGAUCCAGAGAUCCGAUAG